Molecule: messenger RNA, 1821 nt
Organism: Kalmanozyma brasiliensis GHG001
Lineage: Eukaryota; Fungi; Basidiomycota; Ustilaginomycetes; Ustilaginales
Product: NLI interacting factor
Exons: 1
Coding region: 1-1821 (606 amino acids)
Cellular component (GO): plasma membrane
Molecular function (GO): phosphoprotein phosphatase activity
Source: RefSeq, a predicted model, not a curated record
AUGAGUUCACCUAUCACCAGCGUCCCGGACCCAUCCCAGUCCUCCGCCCUCGCAUCCAUCAUCACCCAGGUGCAGCCUGGCCAAGUCCCCGUCGCGACUCGAGGUGCUCGACCAACUCAAGUCGCCAGGAAACCAGCUGCAGCAGACGCAUCACGGAAGAAGAAGAAAAAGAGCAAGUCGACGGCAGCCGCCAGCAGCGCUCAGGCGCAAGAAGCCGCCCAACUCAGAUCCCAGGAUGAAGCCGUCGCUGAAGCAGCACGUCUCGGUUCGGAAGCUGCCCACUCUCAGUCGAUCGCCAACUCUGCGGUUGCUUCCUCCGGUGCGGUUGCAGCCACAGCCCCACCAGUAGACGGCCAAGACGAGACGGGAGCACAACACUCACAUCAAGCUUCGUCGACGCUGGUCGGCACCUCGAGUGCGGGGAAUACCAUGACGCAUAGCGGCGUUCUCGCGCCGUCGGGCGCAGCAGGAGACCAAGAGGCGGCAGUGGGCAACCGAAGCUCCAACAUUCCAACAGCGACCGAGAGCAGCGAGGGAACCGUCGAGAAGGACGGGCUGAUCGAUGUGCCUCCACGCAAGCAUGCUGACGCCCCUGCCGCAGCAGCGCCUGCUGUUGCCGCCGCACCCGUCGGCGCUGCCGGACCCAAAACGACGUCAGCUGCCGCGGCUGCGCCUGCUUCGAGCGCGGCGAAGCCACCCACAGCAUCGAGAUCGACGCCAACGACCAAGUCAAAGCCAAGCAAACCAAGCUUCGGGCAGCGGCUGGUAGCCUUCCUCACCUGCUCAUCGGCGACGUCAAGCGAGGUGCAGCACGAGAUGCGCGAGAAGAGCGCCGCGAGUGCACCCGCGCGUCCCACCACCUCUGCAGCGCCAGCAGCAGCACCCGCCGUUGGAGGCGCAGCCGUCGUGGUGCCGCCCCGCACGCCCACCUCCAAAGGCGCUGCUGCUGGCGCCGACUAUCCGACCACACCAGGAGGGGGCACCAAGCUGCCCAAAGCUGAGACGGGCGACGUCAUGUCCGGCGCGGUAGUGCCACCGGGAGCCUCUUUCGUGACGGCGGACGAGGCCCGCAAGUCUCGCGCGUCGAGUGUCAAUGGUGCUCGAACAUCUCUCUCCCCAACCUCGUCGUCCGAUGCCUCCGACGAUGAUGAUGAGGACGACGAAGACGAAAUGGACCUCGAAGACGACUACCUGACCGACGACCAGACGGAGGAACAACGACUCAUUCUGGCUGGCGGCAUCGGCAUCCCGCUGGACGAAUUCGGCAACCCCUCUCCGCUCCUCCCCCCCAUCGGUGCGGUGGAUACGGGUCGCAAGUGCCUCGUCCUCGACCUGGACGAGACGCUCGUCCACUCGUCCUUCAAGAUGAUCCAGAACGCCGACUUUAUCGUCCCCGUCGAGAUCGAUGGCACGGUGCACAACGUGUAUGUCAUCAAGCGGCCCGGUGUCGACGAGUUUUUGCGCGCCAUGGGCCUCAUCUACGAAGUUGUCGUCUUUACUGCAUCCCUAAGCAAGUACGCAGACCCCGUACUGGACAUGCUCGACAUCCACCAGGCCGUCCGACACCGCCUGUUCCGCGAAAGCUGCUACAACCACAAGGGCAACUAUGUCAAAGAUCUGUCUCAGCUGGGACGCGACAUUGGCGACACGAUUAUCAUCGACAACAGCCCGGCGAGUUACAUCUUCCACCCCAACAACGCGGUGCCGAUCAGCAGCUGGUUCAAUGACCCGCAUGAUACGGAGCUUACGGAUCUUUGUCCCUUCCUGGCGGAUCUGGCCGACGUGGAUGAUGUGAGGGCCGUCUUGGAUGGCGCGCUGUAG